GUAAACUAUUUUAACGAUCUGGUUAGUGGGUUUUCAAACUAAAAGCUGUGGGAUUGAUCCGAACAUAUGACAAGCUUAUAAAUAAAAGUAAUACACUAAUCGCUGUGUGGAUUCAUCAGACAAGCCAUCCAAGUUUUCAUGCUAAGCGCCCAUCGGAGCCCAUGAAGGAGAGACAUUCCACAGAACUGAGGCUAGAACGGGAAAUCCCAGUGGUAUUAAUCACAGUUAUUGCUUAGAGAAUUGGGGCAAAGGAAUGGCUCUGAAGACAUCUCCUUUUCCAAAUGGGUUUGCUGCAGGCAUCCAUGCUGUGGGAUGGGUCUUCAUCCUGCCUUGUUUCUGGUGUCUUAACCACCUUCUUGCUGUGUGCCAUCCCACCACUCAGGAGCAAACCCAGCAACUCGAGCAAGAAUGCUACCUCUACCCCCUCAAGGCCUUUUUUGGCUCCAUUAUCUUAUUCAUUCUUUUUCUCACUACAGCCCCUUUGGCCUUCCUGGGCUUUCUGCUCUGGGCUCCAGUUCAGGCCUACCGCAGACCCUUUUGCUACUACAGAGCGAUGCAAUCCUCACCAGAGAAGGAGACACACAGGGGCUUUGAGCUUGUAGGAAAGGCAUCAUUUGGCUUUGUAACAGCCAACGUGUGUCUUUUGCCUGAAGCCAUAGCUCGCUUUAACAACAUAGGGCACACCCGGCGGAGGGCGGCUGCUAUUGGUCAGCACAUUGUGCAGGGUGUGUGUCGACCUGAUAUCCAAAUCUUUGUUGAUUCCCCCAGCAGCUGUGGUACGCUCAGCCCCUCCAGCAGUAUAUUUCCUGUAGCUAACUCAUACACAUAUGGUGCUACGGAUAGACAGGCUCAGCCCCUAGAGAAUCAUUAUUUGGAUUCAUCUACAGGAAAUGUUGCAAUGCCAUGUGAUGUUACAGAAGAGUCCUGGGCCGAGUCACCUUCUGUCCUCCUCAGUUCCAAUCAGAACCCGAACCAGCAGGGCCAAAUGGUUCACCGGAGUGCCCACCGAGCUUUGCUCUCCCAGGGUCUCCACCAGCAGGAUGAUGUACCCUGGGAAGUGUCGUCAAUGUUUCCAGCCAGUGUGGACAUAGUGUGCCUGGAGGAGGUGUUUGAUAAGGGGGCUGCACAGAAACUCAUCCAAGCAUUAAGACCUGUGUUUGGACACAUACUGUAUGAUGUUGGUGUGUAUGCCUGCUACCCACCAUGCAGAUGUUCCUCUUUCAAGUUCAUGAACAGUGGGUUGUUCCUAGCCAGCCGAUUCCCAGUGCUUGAGGCCCGGUACUGCUGCUUUCCCAACUGUUGUUGGGAAGAUGCGCUAGCUGCUAAAGGCCUCCUUUCUGCCAAGGGUGUGUGUCGACCUGAUAUCCACAGCUUUGCUGAUUCUCCCAGCAGCUGUGGUACAACAGCCAACGUGUGUCUUUUGCCUGAAGGCUUAUCUCGCUUUAACAACCUAGCACACACCCAGCGGAGGGCGGCUGCUAUUGGUCAGCACAUUGUGCAGGGUGUGUGUCGACCUGAUAUCCAAAUCUUUGUUGAUUCCCCCAGCAGCUGUGGUACGCUCAGCCCCUCCAGCAGUAUAUUUCCUGUAGCUAACUCAUACACAUAUGGUGCUACGGAUAGACAGGCUCAGCCCCUAGAGAAUCAUUAUUUGGAUUCAUCUACAGGAAAUGUUGCAAUGCCAUGUGAUGUUACAGAAGAGUCCUGGGCCGAGUCACCUUCUGUCCUCCUCAGUUCCAAUCAGAACCCGAACCAGCAGGGCCAAAUGGUUCACCGGAGUGCCCACCGAGCUUUGCUCUCCCAGGGUCUCCACCAGCAGGAUGAUGUACCCUGGGAAGUGUCGUCAAUGUUUCCAGCCAGUGUGGACAUAGUGUGCCUGGAGGAGGUGUUUGAUAAGGGGGCUGCACAGAAACUCAUCCAAGCAUUAAGACCUGUGUUUGGACACAUACUGUAUGAUGUUGGUGUGUAUGCCUGCUACCCACCAUGCAGAUGUUCCUCUUUCAAGUUCAUGAACAGUGGGUUGUUCCUAGCCAGCCGAUUCCCAGUGCUCGAGGCCCGGUACUGCUGCUUUCCCAACUGUCGUGGGGAAGAUGCACUAGCUGCUAAAGGCCUCCUUUCUGCCAAGGUACUAAUUGGGCAGAAUCAGAAACGGAAGAAAGUGGUUGGAUAUAUUAACUGCACACACCUUGAUGCACCAGAGGGUGAUGGGCAAAUUCGCUAUGAGCAGUUGAAUAUGAUAACCAAAUGGACGGGUGAUUUUCAAACCGCCUACAGGCAGCCUGAUGAGGAUGUUGCUUUUGAUGUGCUCUGUGGUGAUUUCAACUUUGACAACUGCUCACCUGGCGACGCACGGGAACAGAAUCACUGUUUGUUUGAGGAGUACAGAGAUCCUUGUAGGGCAGGACCUGGAAAAGAGAAGCCCUGGGCCAUUGGUACUCUGCUGGAACAGCCCACCUUGUAUGAAGAUGACGUAAAUACCCCAGAGAAUCUACAAAGGUAUGCCCAGUUCCCCUGUCUUCAAUUCACUGUCUUCUCUCUGUGUUUGUGUCAGCCAUGGAUUGGAAGGCGGAUUGACUAUAUCCUGUACCGUGAAAGCACCAUUUCAAAGCACUGCAGAACAGAAAUUGAAGCAGAGACCUUGAUAACUCAGUUGGCUGGACUCACUGACCAUAUUCCUGUGGGUCUGAGACUGAAUGUGACAAUGAACUCGGACUGCAUUGAUGAAUGAGGACUAACGUGAGCCCAGCGUCACAUGGAGUUAAAGGGAACACAAUCUACAGAAAUAUACAUUGACAUACAGGCACAAUAAUAUUUUGUUUACAUACUAGCACUUGUGAUUUCAGAAUCACUGUACUCACCAGUAAGGUUAUAUCUCAGGUGAAAUUAAUAUGGGUUUUAUGAUGUAUA
This is a messenger RNA of Monopterus albus (swamp eel), 2904 nucleotides long. It is a transcript of the gene smpd5, whose product is annotated as sphingomyelin phosphodiesterase 5. Gene Ontology annotation, molecular function: sphingomyelin phosphodiesterase activity. The record is from RefSeq and is a predicted model, not a curated record. Lineage: Eukaryota; Metazoa; Chordata; Actinopteri; Synbranchiformes; Synbranchidae. Gene Ontology annotation, cellular component: extracellular region; cytoplasm. Gene Ontology annotation, biological process: sphingomyelin metabolic process. The coding region runs from base 254 to 2725 and encodes 823 amino acids. The transcript is spliced from 9 exons.